This is a messenger RNA of Botrytis fragariae, 774 nucleotides long. Its product is annotated as putative btb poz domain protein. The coding region runs from base 1 to 774 and encodes 257 amino acids. The transcript is spliced from 2 exons. NCBI's taxonomy places the organism in Eukaryota, Fungi, Ascomycota, Leotiomycetes, Helotiales, Sclerotiniaceae. The record is from RefSeq and is a predicted model, not a curated record.
AUGAAUCAACACCAGGAAGCAAAUGUUGAAGCCCAGCGUGGAAUCUACCGCUCAAGAGACUACCACGAUAUCGAACUGAAGUGCAAAGACAGCAUUCUCUUUGCACAUAGUGCGAUACUGCUACCUCGCUCCGCAGUCCUCGCAAAUAGAGAAGAUGAGAGAUGGAGCGUCACUGAAACGAAUCUAAGACAGUUUGAUAUGUCGGAUCAGCAUUCAUUCAUCGUCAACGCGGCACUUUCAUACAUCUAUACUUCUGAAUACAAUGAUGACCCUUCUGGCACCUAUUCAAAUUUGAACAUGCUUCCUCGCAUACGCCCCCUGCCUUGCCAACCUCAGGAUUCAUUUCUACCUGCUAAGAACCUUGACGACUCACGACUGGUUUUCAACACGGAAAUGUACAUUUUCUCCCGCAAAUACAAGAUUGCAAUGCUGGAAUGCCUAGCCGCCGAAAAAUUCUAUGAUGUCGCGCGUCUCCCUUCACCUCCCUUGUUCAACUCCAACACAGACGUACUAGAGAGAAGACCUGCCUUUGUCGCAGCCGGAUCUCUCCUCUGCGACAACAUGCCGCAUCUUGUCGACAGGAAGAGUGAUAGCUUAUGGAAAACUAUGAAAGUGAUAUCGUUCACGAACUACAUGAUUUUAAAGGACGCGAGAUGGAAGGAUGGAGAAGAGAAAAGAAUUUUUUGGGAAAGGGAAGAUUUUAUGGCGGAGCUGUUAGAAACGGGAUGGCAUCUGUAUCACGACCUUUCGAUGCGUCUGAGAAAUCCGGGGUAA